Messenger RNA from Psilocybe cubensis, 2931 nucleotides. RefSeq lists its product as uncharacterized. NCBI's taxonomy places the organism in Eukaryota, Fungi, Basidiomycota, Agaricomycetes, Agaricales, Agrocybaceae. The record is from RefSeq and is a predicted model, not a curated record. Bases 1 to 2931 code for a protein of 976 amino acids. The transcript is spliced from 7 exons.
AUGUCUACCUCCAACGGUGACUGUAGCAACGCCAUGCCCGCAACCAGUUCAGAUCACGAUAGCGUCAUUGCUGCCACACCUGCCUCAUUUGCAGAUGCCAGCACUAUUUGCAAAACCCCUGAUGCAGGAUCUGCGGAAGAACCUAGCACCCACAAUGGUUCAGUUGCCUCCACAAGCGCUGAAGGGGCAACAGCAUCCGAGACUAACGCAAAUGGUACUUUGGCAACAACAGCUGAUACCAAUUCCAAUAACCCACCAGCUGAUGCCAACUCCAAUAAGCCGAGACCCUCAGAAACACCCCGAGCCAAUCGCACGGAUGGAAAAACUGAGAAACUCACCAGUCUUCGAUCACAGAUUGCCUUAGAAAUGAAUAACGAAUUCGUCGAGUGCAGCGUCGAGGUUUUCUUGAAGCAUUACCUUCCAUUCGAGCCUUCUGAAGUAGCUGUCGAAGAAUGUAUCUUGAGACUUCUUGGAAAGGAUCCUGCUCCCACCAACGAUGCUAUUGAAGGCUGCCCCAGUGUCCAACAGGCCGCAGAACCACUCAGACGAUCCGCACGCUUAAAGACGCUUCACAAACCUGUCUAUAACGAAGAAGAGCCGAUAUUGUCGGAAAUCAUACUGGAGGAAACCACUGCGAGUCUUCGAUUCACCGACUAUAUGGAACGCCCUAGUAAACAAGAGGCAGUGGAGAAGACGUUAUUUGCCCCCUUGAAGUCUAUCGCUGAUGCCGUCGGAGGCUACAGCGAGACCUGUGACGGGAGGACUCGCAACAGUUUUCAGUAUCUGAAUUGCCAGGAUACAAUCAUUUCGUCGGACAUAAGGGGCUCAAACAAUAAGAUAGAUGCCUGCUUUUCAAAUGGAGGGAGUGACCUACACACCAAGUAUAUUGUUGUACCUAUUGAGCAAAAGAUCUCCGGUGCCAACAGAGAUUCAAACAACCGUCAGGUAGUAUCGGCAAAUGUUCAAAUUAUGAACGAUGACGUGCGGCGUAUGUUCACCUAUGGGAUGACCUUUGAAGGCGAUGAGGCAACACUUUGGUAUCACUGUCGCUCCCAUUCUGCUAUUUCGAAACAAUUCAGCUUUGUCGAGAAUCCGAAAUUACUUGUCAAGGUGUUCCUAUCAUUUCUAUUUGCAACAGACGAAGAACUCGGCUACAAUCCCGACGUCACUCUGGUCGAAGGCAAGAAGCGUCAGUACACUUUCAAAAUCCCCAGUUCUGAUGGGAAAUCGGCCAAGUUCUACCGCACUGUCAAAGUUCUCUCUGAAUAUCGCUCGAACAACAUUUCUGGUCGUAUGGCUCGUGUAUGGUUGGUGGAUCAGGUUGAUUCUGAAGGCAACAAGAUUGGCCCGCAGUGCAUCUUGAAAGACGUCUGGCUUGCCGUAAAUGCUCUCACUGAAAAGGAGAUCCAGACGGCCAUCUUUGCAGAUAUCGAAAAAUACUGUCAUCCCGAUAAGCCAGAUUACAACCUGGCAUCGGAUCCUCCUGAAGACUCUCCUCAGGCUGCUCUCAAUGCUAUCAAGAUGCGAAAUGCCGAGCUCGUUAAAUCUGGCGAGUACAAGCAGUAUUUCCUCGAAAUUGAAAGUGAUCAUGCUGGCAAGCCAUCCAAAGAUGUUUUGGAGGGAUGUACUCCCGUCACAGGCUUGUUUCAGAACGCCGAUGCAAAUAGGAUUGCAUCUUUGAACGAAAAUUCCAUUCGACCGGUGGGAUCGACAGGUUUGUCAAAGACUCGUCAGCCUUCCAUUAGAACAUAUACCCCCCGUAAACAGUAUCGCGUCAUCUUCAAAGAAGUCUGCCAACCCGUGGGUGAUCUCCCGACUUUGGGGAAGGUGCUUGAUGUGAUCCAACAAACUCUUAUUCCUCUUUCGCUCCUGUACUGUGCUGGCUGGGUACACAGAGAUAUAAGCUCGGGGAACAUUCUUGCCCAUGAAGUAGGCUCCGUCUUGCGGGCUAAACUUUCAGACCUUGAAUAUGCCAAGAAGUUUCCGCUACCUGAAGAUCAUGAAGGCAACGUUGAUCCCAAAACGGGUACUCCUUUCUUUAUGCCUGUUGAGAUAAUGCGAAACUCCUAUCUUCAUACUAAGGCGAGAAACCACAACAAAGUAAUAUCGCUCGUUGGGAACUUGAAGGAGGCAAUUCUCAGGCAUCAUACCCAGGACAAUCAGACUACGAACGGCAAACCGACUGCUACCCCGGUAGUCUAUAACUUCCAACAUGAUUUAGAGUCGCUUUGGUGGGUCUUAGUGUGGUCUCUAACUGCACGUGUCGACCACCAACCUUCCAGGAUGUGGGCCAACGAUAUUUUUCAACAUGACGACGUACUUACUUCUGCGAGGCUAAAUUUUCUGCGGCCCUAUCGUGGGGAUCCUGACGAACACGUGGAAGAUCUGCAACGUAUCAUGCUCCCUUCAAUCUCAGUUCUAAGCUACCUUGUGGACGCGCUCAGAGACGCUAUGGAUAUCGAUUAUUCAAAGCGUGAAAGCGGUAAUAUGCUCAGAGACCCUUUGUCCUAUGCUAUCAUUGUAAACCUCUUUCAUUUCGCUUUCCAAACACUCCAGAAUUCUUUGGACUACUUGAAAUCCAUUCCUCUUCUACCGAGCGCCCCCGUUGAUGGCCCUAACUCUGUCCAACCCGUUGACGUCACUACUGCCCCAGGGGCUCCGUCAGUGUCUGUUGCUCCUUCUCUUAUCCCCAGUCGAAAGAGACCCAAUCCAAAUACUGGUCAGACAGCACCCUCAGAAUCUUUUCAACCGGGCCCGGUCGACGAAGACGUAGAAGCUACCCUGGAACGGCAAAGAUCUAAGCGCAUCAAGACGCAGGAUGAUCCUAACGCAGGCGGCGGUUCAAAUGCUGGAGGCAAUGCAGCACCGGGAAAUUCGACGACAGGGCGCCGAUCCAAGUCGGGCACUCGGUCGAAAACUGGGAGGUCGUAG